Tremella mesenterica DSM 1558 is the source of this 4467-nucleotide messenger RNA. RefSeq lists its product as uncharacterized. The transcript has 2 exons. The record is from RefSeq and is a predicted model, not a curated record. Lineage: Eukaryota; Fungi; Basidiomycota; Tremellomycetes; Tremellales; Tremellaceae. The coding region runs from base 1 to 4467 and encodes 1488 amino acids.
AUGGUGUCUCCCUUCCCCACACAGUCUCCAUCUCGCGUCCAGCUACCCUCAGCCUACGCCAUUUUUCCCGAUGAAGCUCGGAAGGCUUGGAUGGAGGGUCUGAUCGACAAGAUUCAGCGCGGCCUACAUCCUUCUCCUUCUCCACCUCCUCGCUCACCUUCUCCCUUACGAGUCACCGAAGAGCUUCGACCCUCACCUAUACCGGAUGACAGGGUAGAUCACAUGCAGAGAUCGGACACUCCAUCUAGCGUGGAUAAGUCUGUUGACAAGAACCUCGGUGAUUUUCCGGGUCAGGAUGCUGGCGUCUCGGAAAGGGGUGAUGCUAACCAGGGGGGUUCGCAGCCCAGCGGCUACGAUCAGGAAGACGAGGACCCUUUGAUCAGAGAUGCCGAUAUCCUCAUGGAAGCGGGUGGGGAAGAAGAGGGAUUUGAAGAGGAGGAUGAAGAUACGAACGAUGGCUCCGAGGAGAAUUCUGAUGGGUCGGAUGAUAUCAGCAGCGUGCAGUAUAUUGAGAGUAGCGAUGAUGAAGACCAGGAGGCUACGAGAGAAGAGGAGUCUAUAGAUGAAGACGAAUUUGUGUGGGAAGAGUACACGUCGGACGUACAUGGACCGAGAACCAGUGCUUAUGAAGACGAGGAGGAGGAGGAAGGGGGGGACGAGGAGGAGGAGGAGGAGGAGGAGGAAGAGGGAGAGGAGGAGGAGGAGGAAGAGGCGGAGGAGAAAGCAAGAGAAUUCAACGAAGAAGAGAACCUACAGGGGGCGCUGGAGGUCAAAAAUGAGGAUAGACCCUACGGUCUUGCUCGGAUAAGUGCGGGAACUAUCCAAGAACUGGCGUCACAGGAGACAGAUACAGGAUCAGUGGACGAACGGUACGUUACUGUCCCACUGAAACUCAAGCUGAAUCACGAUAGUCAAGCUUUUCAGCCUCCGUCAUCAAUGGCGAUGAUGGACACGGCAAAUACCUCCACGACAUAUACCUCCUUGUAUCCGUCGCUUCCUGUUCCCGAAGGGUUGCAAACCACAUCUCCUUACGCGUCACCAAUCUAUCCAUCAAUCCCUGCCCUUCCCGCCGAUCUCUCUGCCUCUCCGCAUGAGGCUGCUUCGACUGCUGAUAUAUUCUUCGACAACAGUAUGAUCGAUCCGACUCUCCUGACGGAACUGGCUCAAGAAGCUGCUGCCCUGCAGCCCAUGUUUCACGGUAUAGGGGACGGGGGAGCAAGGGCAGACGAAAGAGGACCUCAAGUGCUUGACGGACGUAUCACUUCUCCGGCGGAAUGGACUGGUCAAUCAUCUCGGAGUUUGAACCCUGCUGACAGGUUGCACGACAAAGAGAUACUGUUCGUUGAGGAUGACUCCGACGUAGAAGGAGAUAUGGACGAUGCCGUCGGAAAUGAGGAUCAUGAGGAGGUGGGUUCAAUAAGUGACGAUGAAGAAACGGACGACGAUGAAGCAGGCGCACGAGAGGAGGACGAAUUGCAAGACAGCCAAUCGGGAGAAGAGAAUGAGGAGGAAGAGGAAGAGGACGAAGACGGUGACGAAGACGAAUGCAUUAAAGAGAUCCACGGGGAUGAAUCGCCCAGGUCGCCAAUCUUGGUCAGUGAUUCCUCGGAUGACGAUGAGAGCGAGAAGAGAUCCGGCACAGAGGACGAUGAAAGCCCGACAUUGCUAAAUGUGUUGUCAAGGACCUCAUCCCACGAACUUGAGGUGGUAGAUAAUACGAGAGAGAGAGAACACAGAAAUCACGAAGAGAAUAGUGAAGAUACCUCAUCGCCCCGCGAGCAGCCCGUAUCUGCACCACUGCUGAGAAUGUCCGUCGAGGAGCAUUACUCAGUCAAGACGACAGACCCCAUCGAUACUUUGGGCAUCCCGAAAGUGGAACAGGAUAUGCUCGUCGACUUUCUACCAAAGAUACUCCCCAGCCCCUCGCCUAUAAUGAUCAAUGACUCGACUGUAGAGGGUGUGCCAGAUAUUUCAUGGGCUCCGCCAGCACCUCUUGUUUUACAUACAUCUGAAGAAGAUGCUCCAGAACUUGAGGAACCACUCGAAGAACCUCUCGAAACGUCUCAUUCGGCUGAGGCAGCACUACUUAGUCAAGUCAGCGUAACUCCUCAGAACCCAAUGAAAGCCCCCAUGGAGUCUGCAACGGCGCCCACAAUCGAUGUCGGCAUGAAACAUUUGUCCGAGGGAUCAUCGUCUCCAGCAUUUGCGACCGACUUGGAGGCUGAUUUUGACCGAGCCACAGAUACACUCUCUCUCCACACACAUGCGGUCAAAGUGCCAAUAUCUUUUCAGGAAGAGCAAACUAGGGUUGUUAUCAAGGAUCGAGUUGAAGUGGACGACAAACAGGAUAUUGUCUUCGAACGCAAAGACUCUCCUCCUCUUCCUCCUUCACCAACGCGGACCUUGGUGGAUUUUCAGGCUCCCACACCCGCAGAAGCCAUCGGGACCUCGCCGAUCGGACCACCUUGCCCUCCACCGCCACUCCAUCCUCUUAUCAUAGACGCCACUCCUGAGUACCCAGCGCACAUUGUCCAGUCUCCAGGUGUAUCGACGGGAUUUCUAAACCUCCAGAAAACGCCCACAGACACCCGAGCGCCCACUGCCCUGUCCCCCAAUCUACCGUCGGGAUGGGAGCUUUCUAUGCCCAUCGGCGAAACCGAUCGAUCCUCGCAUGAACCUGCGUUAUCAUAUCAGAGCUUGGACGAUCGGGCGGCGGAAGUGGACGAACCUCUUGAAGAUGAGGAAGUGACCGAGCCGGGUGGUAUGCCCAUCCCAAUUUGGCCGGAUCAACUGGACAAAGUCAUGCGACGCUCAGGCCCAUCCCAGGAACCGGAACUUGAUACGAAGCAAGUAGGAGAGCACUCUGAUGUAGCUCUUGAAGACGAUACCCUGCCGGAAGGUCUUGCCGUCAUACUAGAAGAUGAAGCAAUGCCACUAGAUGUGCGAGCUUCUGAAGAAGGCGAUGUCAUAGUCUCGGAGACUGGUACUAUUGAGGAUCCAAUCGUUGGAGAGACGGCUACGUCUUCAGCGUUUGAGGGCGUGAGAGAGAUAAUAGAUGUCGACGACUCAGAUGAACCAUCGUCACCGCGCACAGCCUCUCCUUUACUCCGCCACCAUCAUGGCUCAGUUCCGCCUCCUUCUCUUCCUCCUUCUCCCACGGUCUCAAGUGUUCCCCUCCGCCUCACCCAAAGGCGAGGCCGCCCAUCAGUCUCGCCGUCAGGACACCUCCCCGUCACACGGUCUCAUUGCUUUUAUCGCAAGCUUCGCCUGUCAGCACAAGAGCUCACUGCUGUCGUACUCGCCCCUCAAUGUGUUCUCGCCGAUACAGAUCGCCUUCAAGAGGAAGGUUGUCAUGCCAUGGGUGUGCCUACCUCUUCCCAGCAGCGGCGAGGUAUGGAAGCUCCUAUCACGGAAUCGACCCCCCGGCUACAUCCUCUCCUAGCCACACAGCUACAUCGUCUAGUGGGGACUAAAGUGUUUGCUGGGGGAGAUUGCUUUUUGCUUGAAGCUGGACCGAACGCCCUGGCCGAAGACUCUCACGAGACACAUCGAACGAUUUCGAUGUCCAACACCCCUCGUAGACCAAGGACAAGCGUCACGACAGUCACAAGUGCUCACGAUGACGGGGAUGAACAGGCUCCUCCCAAUGAUUCCGUACCAAGUGGGCCCAUAGACGCUGCUACCCCGCCGAUGACACGCCGUCGUGCUCGCCUGUCCGCUUUUGGCACUUCCCGUUCCUCAGUAUCGACCGACAGAGAACAGCGAUCCGCAUCUGUCGUGAACGCCGUUGGUCAAAACCCACCUGCCACACCAUCCGCUCUACCGUCCGAAUUGAAAGAACCGGGCCAAGGACCAAGCAUGGGGACGAGAUCUCAGAAACGCAAGCUAGCCCGUGCGACGUCGAUCAUCCACUCUGAUGCUGGGACAGAGACGUCUCAAAUCUCAGGGCCGGACGUCUCUCCCACUGCCUUGCUCGGGACACAAGGUAGAACAAAGCGGCGCAGAUUCCGGCGGUCCACAUCUGUCCUCUCUGGAACCGGAAUUCCAGCGGCACUAGUGCCGGCUCCUCAAGGGACCUCGAGCCAAGUUGGUGAGAAGCAGGAUAGGGUUGAGGUUACAAUAACAAGUGUGGGGAAACGAAAGGGUCUGCCGUCAGCUUUGGAAAGAGAGGAGGGAUCUGACUGGAGGGAUUUGGACACUGACGGGGAAGAGGAUGAGGAGGAUGACAAUGUUCAAGAUAUGCCUAUCGUUCGGACAACAAGGAGUAUGGCGAAGAAACAACGGGCAUCACCGUCAGAGGUGAAAUCAGAGGUGGGCGAACAUGGUAAAAAGCCCAGAUCUAAAGGCAAGCAUGGGGUCGAAGGAGACGAAGACGAGAAAAUGGAAAUGGACGUCAAGCAAACUCCUCCUAGUAGAAAAAGCGGAAGAAGCUGGUCGAAUUUGUUUGGACUUCGUUCCAAAAAAUGA